GGGGCGGUGACCGGGCAGGCUGGGUUGUGUCGGUUCCCCGGUGAUUGCGCGCUGGGGGCUGAGGCGAUUUCGGGCGUUCGGACGAUGUCGUGACGUAGCGUGGCGACAGCGUUGACGGCGUGAGCGCACCCCCGUGGAGGGAGCCCUACGGCCGCGGGGGAGGCGCGGACAGGAGGCAGGCUGCAGUUUGGGGCGUUCGCGGAGCCCUUCAGUGGGUGGGGGAGGGGCGGUGGACGGCCCCCGUCUGCGCGUGCGCCGGCCCCUCUGCUGACCCGGCCGCACGCGCGCGCAUGCUCGCUGCACGCGGAGCCGCCGUGGCCGGUCGUACUGCGCCUGCGCGCGGAGCCGCCCGCUGAGGAGAGGCGCUGGCGGACGUCGGGCGGGUGGCCGUGACGUCGUGAGGAGCGCUUUAAAGUGCGGGCCGAGCCGGGCGUCCGAGGGUCCGGCCAGGAGUCGGGCCGAGCCUCCGCGGCCGCCCUGCGCGGCAUGAGGCCCUGCCGGCGCCCCUGCCCCCCGGGACGCGGAGAAGGCGGAGGAGGAGGGAGCCUCGUCGCCGUCGCCGCAUGACUCGCCGCCCCUGAGGCCGACCCGCCGCCCCUCGACGCCCCUGCUGGGCGGCGCGGCCUCGCUCGCGGGCCUGGCGCUGAGGGCCUCUGCGGCCCGGGGCCCGGGCGCGUCCCCCAGAGCCAUGCCCGGCCGCCCCGCCCGCCGCGGAGGGCCCUAGAGCAGCGGCGUGGACCAUGGCGGCCGCCAGCGGCUACACGGACCUGCGGGAGAAGCUCAAGUCCAUGACGUCCCGGGACAACUACAAGGCGGGCAGUCGGGAGGCCGCGGCCGCGGCCGCCGCCGCAGUGGCCGCCGCCGCUGCCGCCGCCGCCGCGGCCGAGCCCUACGCGGCGCCCGGGGCCAAGCGCAAGUACCCAGAGGACUCGGACCCCGAGCGCAGCGACUUCGAGGAGCAGCAGCUGCAGAAGGAGGAGGAAGCGCGCAAGGUGAAGAGCGGUAUCCGCCAGAUGCGCCUGUUCAGCCAGGACGAGUGCGCCAAGAUCGAGGCCCGCAUCGACGAGGUGGUGUCCCGCGCCGAGAAGGGCCUGUACAACGAGCACACGGUGGACCGGGCCCCGCUGCGCAACAAGUACUUCUUCGGCGAGGGCUACACGUACGGCGCCCAGCUGCAGAAGCGCGGACCCGGCCAGGAGCGCCUCUACCCGCCGGGCGACGUGGACGAGAUCCCCGAGUGGGUGCACCAGCUGGUGAUCCAGAAGCUGGUGGAGCACCGCGUCAUCCCCGAGGGCUUCGUCAACAGCGCCGUCAUCAACGACUACCAGCCCGGCGGCUGCAUCGUGUCUCACGUGGACCCCAUCCACAUCUUCGAGCGCCCCAUCGUGUCCGUGUCCUUCUUCAGCGACUCCGCGCUGUGCUUCGGCUGCAAGUUCCAGUUCAAGCCUAUCCGGGUGUCGGAGCCCGUGCUUUCCCUGCCGGUGCGCAGGGGGAGCGUGACUGUGCUCAGUGGAUACGCUGCUGAUGAAAUCACUCAUUGCAUCCGGCCUCAGGACAUCAAGGAGCGCAGAGCCGUCAUCAUCCUCAGGAAGACGAGAUUAGAUGCACCCCGGUUGGAAACAAAGUCCCUGAGCAGCUCCGUGUUACCACCCAGCUAUGCCUCAGAUCGUCUGUCCGGAAACAACAGGGACCCCGCUCUGAAACCCAAGCGGUCCCACCGCAAGGCAGACCCUGAUGCUGCCCACAGGCCUCGGAUCCUGGAGAUGGACAAGGAGGAGAACCGGCGCUCGGUGCUGCUGCCCACACACCGGCGGAGGGGCAGCCUCAGCUCGGAGAACUACUGGCGCAAGUCCUACGAGCCCGGGGAGGACUGCUCGGAGGCGGCGGGCAGCCCCGCCCGCAAGGUGAAGAUGCGGCGGCACUGAGGCCUGAGCCUCCGGGACUCGGCUUGAUCCUCACUAGCUGCCCCUCCUUUUGUUGCGUUUUGAGGGGUUUUUCCUUUCCUUUUCUUUUUUUGAUUCUUAUAUUUUUUUCCUUGGUUUGUUGCCUGUUAAGGCUGAAGAACAGAAUUGGCCAGGACCUGGUUCUCGUGUUCUUGGUUUUCCUCCUGGAUGGAAAGGCUGUUGGCAUCUGUAGGCACAGAAGCUCACGCUGGAGUGGCCAGUGGAGGCGUGGGGGGCAGCUGUCCUCACGUGGGGCUGUGUCUGGCUGGGUUUAUUUAAAAGCAACAAAAUGUUUUGGUUUAGAAAAAUUCUUGUUUUGCUUUAAAUGUAAAUCUUCUUAGUGUUGUAAAUGACGUUCAAUCUCCUCCCCCUCCCCCCACUGUCUGCGAUGGGUUGAGGUCUUGCCGGCUCUGCAGGGGGCCUGCUGCCCUCCCACCCCUCACUUGCUCUCCAGGCCCCAGCAGCUCCCGCAGAUACCCGCUCCUCCUGCAGCAAUUGUUAGGGAUGAACCGGGCAGAGGCCUAGGUAGUGCCAGCCCCUGAGCUGUUCAGUUGGCUGAGACCCCGGGCUUCCUGCAUGCCCUCUGGCCUGCUCUGCCUACGGGUCCCUGGGCUGCCCAGGGGCCGGCUGCAGUGGUCCUGACCUCUUGCCAGGAGCCUGCCUCUUUGCUGGGUUGCUCCUUUUAAGCAUACACGUGUGAUUGUGUGGAACAGUUAGACUUGCCGUGUUGGGGCAGUUUUAGGAAUUGUUUCUAGCUGGAGGGACUGGUGUCCUUCUGAGUCUAGUGUUUGGGCUAUGGAAAAUUGUUGUGGUGUGUGGUAGGGUUUUUGUUUUCUUUUGUUCUGAGUUUUCAUUUUUUCCUUUGGUCUCCUGGCUUUUUCCUUUCCCUUUCCUUUCUUCUCCAUCGGCCCUCCUUGGGCCUUCUCCCUAUGUCAGUCCCCAUAGGAAGCUGCCCGCCCCCUCUGUCCGCCUGCAGGAUGCAUCCAAGGCCAGAGCUCAGGCCUGCAGACUGGGUUGGUGCCUCCUCCGCCUCAGGGGCAUGAGAGCUGGGGAAGGAAGGGUCCUUUAAAAAAUAAUAAUGAAAGGGAAAAAAUAAGUGAAGUCUUCGGCAGUUUCCACCUGCUCAGAUCCUUGAAGGCUGCAAGGUUUUGCUGAUCUGGGUUCAUUAGGAAUGUCUUCUUGCCAGCCAGGGCCAAGACCCAGGCCUGCUGAGAGCAGAGGCCCUCCCAGUCCCCAGGCUGCUACCAUCCCAGGGGGCUAGUCUUACAGAAGAGGCUGCAGAAAGCUGGGGGGCAGCCACCAUCAAGAAGCCCCUCUCAGGGGCCAGAGCUCCUUUGCCAGUGUGGAUUCCUCAAGUCGGGACUGCAUAACUAAAGCAGUUGCAGUUUUUUGUUUUUUUUUUUUUUACAGCUUUUUUCCCAAAAAUGAUUUGUAGUUGUGUGUGCAGCACUUUGCCCUGAUAUGUGUGCUCUACAAUAAAAACCAAAUCUAAUAUAUUUUGAAACAGUUGUCUGAUGCUGUCGUAAGAGAGGACUUGCCUUUGGUUCUUCCUUAAUCCCUUUGUUUUGCCCUGAAACUCUGAAGGGGGUGAGGGGGCGGAGUUCAUUGCCCACCGAGGCCGCAGAGGAGAGGAGCAGUUGCUGGCGCAGGGCUGAGGACGGGCUCGCCCACUGUCUUUUCUCCAACUGCAAGGAGGAUGGACUUCGUGUAAGCCGUAUGUCCAGGUGCCCAGGGCACCGUGGGCCCACAGGAGCCAGGAUCCUAUUGUGCUGAGUUCUGGAAGCCCGUCUUCCUUGGGGUGAUCAGAGAGGCUGCGGGCCAGUGGAGGAGGAACAGCACGAGCAAAGGCAGGAGAGGGCCUGGCCUCUGUAGACAACACGUAGGUGGUUUUGCUCAUUAAACAAAUUCUGGAGUUCUGCUGUAUGCUGGCCAAGCCCUUACUGGGGCCCCAUAGUGAGCAGAACCCUUCCAGCCCCUGCUCUCAAGAUGAGCACGGUAGAGCGGUGCAUGCAGAUCCAGGCUUGAGGCAGAGGGGCUUGGGUAGAGUAGGGGUGGGGUCCGGGGGGUUUAGUCCCUCCAGAUCCUGGACCUGGCUCCCAGGCUCUGGUCAGGGGCUUUGGUCUAGAGUCUCCCUCAUUCACUUCCAGUGCCCAGAGCCAGUCUGCUUGGCCAAAUUCUUGCUGUGAAAGCCUGGCAAGCCACAUAACUCCCCAUUUAACAGGGAGGGGAGAGUCCAGAGGGAGCAAGUGAGUGGCCAGGGCUCAGGCCUGCAAAUCAGUGACAGGAUGUGAAGUGGGGGUGGGGUGGGCAGAGCCUCCUUGGGGUCUGUGGCCAGUUGGGCCUGCAGGGGUAGCCACGGGGCUGGGCGGAUAGGGCCCUGGAUGCCCCGGAGAGGAGACAUUGGAGCUGAGGGAAAGGUCACCCACACCGUGCCUGGGCCCCUGACUCGGGUCACGGGAUGGGGGCUCGUGCGGAGGGCUGGGGAGCUGCGAGGGAUUCUCCACUGCAGCUGUGAUAAAGCCAGACCUGGGUUCUUCCUAGUGAGUGAAGGAGGCCCUUUGCCUUGAGGACUGAGGGAUGAGGCCAGAGGAACGGGGUCCAGCCCUCGGAGGUCCUGCUGUGUCUCUGGCGCUGGCUUCUGUCCCUGUACAGCGGUUCCAUGGCACCCCGUCUCUGGGACUGUGAGAAUCCUCUGAGUAGUUCCCAAGCAGAUGCGGGGGCCGUAUCUGAGUCCCUGAAUCUGACUGUUCCCAGCCCUCUGCUGGGGCACUAGCUAGCUGUUUGGGCCACGUGCUGAGUCCCAUCUCUGCUCCCAGCCCAGGCUUGUAUACAGAGGUGCUCUAACAACAUCAGGCUCCAGCCCUUCCCAGCUGCGGAACCCAUCCCAUUCCUAUAAUCCUGUUGUGUGGUGGGGGAAACUGAGGCCCAAAGUCACAUUCAUUCAUUCAAAAAAUACGAGUGUCCGACUGUGCUGAGCUCUGCUGAGGGUACAGGACAACCUGGUGUGUGUCACAUACACACACACACAUAAGGUUAUUGUAGAUCGUACUGAUAGAUGUGUAGCACAUGAAUUACCAGUAAUAAAACAUAGUACUCUUUAAGUUCUGUUUAGCCAGCUGUUUCUCACAGAAUGCUUUUAUUGAUUUUAGUUGUUGUUGAGUUCUUGUAUUUGUAGCUCACCUGUGGUGGUAAUUCAGCCACAAUAUGGUAAACGGAGCUGCAUCCCAUCUACCUGUAUUAGUUUCCUGUGGCUGCUGAAACAGAUCGCAACACGUCCGGGGGCUUAAAACAACAGACGUUUAUUUUCUCACAGUUUGGAGGUCAGAAAUCCAAAAUCACCACCAGUGGGCUGGAAUCAGUGUGGCAGGCCCAUGCUUGCGUCUGACAGCUCCCGGCGGCUGUAGACAUUCCUUGACUUGUGGCCACAUAACUCUCGUCUCUGCCUCUGUGGCCACAUGGCCUCCUCUUCUGUGUCCCAGAUCUCCUCUGCCUCUCCCUCAUUACAGCCUCCCUUGAUAACCAAAAAUAAUCUCCCCAUGUAAAGAUCUUUAAUCACAUUGGCAAAGUUAAAAAAUGUUUAAAAAAUUUUACAUUCCAGGGAUUGAGACCUGAUACCUUUGGGGGCCACUGUUCAGCCUACUACUACCCUGCUCUCUUCCCAGUAAGUUUGUCCUUAAAUUUGAUACAUGACCUACUGAUUACUCACUGAUGAACAGAUUGUUAGUGGGAUUGAAAUGUUUCAGCCUCAGUAUUAGUUUUAAAUUUAAUCUGCAUCGUUAAUAUUUUCUCCACCCAUUUCUUAAGUCUAGACCUGUGCUGUCCAAUACAUAGCCACUGGAAGCUCGGCUGUUGAGCACCUGAAGAAACGUGGCUGGUUUGAAUUGAGUUGUGCUUUAAGCGUAAAAUAACACACCAGAAUUUGAAGAGUUAGUACCAAAAAAAGAGUGUAAAAAAUAUCAUUAGUUACUUUAUAUUGAUUACAUGGAAAUGAUAAUAUUUUGGACAUACCUGGGUUAAAUAAAGUAUGCUAUUUAAUUUUA
This is a messenger RNA of Delphinapterus leucas (beluga whale), 5983 nucleotides long. It is a transcript of the gene ALKBH5, whose product is annotated as alkB homolog 5, RNA demethylase. NCBI's taxonomy places the organism in Eukaryota, Metazoa, Chordata, Mammalia, Artiodactyla, Monodontidae. The record is from RefSeq and is a predicted model, not a curated record. Gene Ontology annotation, cellular component: nucleus. Gene Ontology annotation, biological process: mRNA processing; mRNA export from nucleus. Gene Ontology annotation, molecular function: oxidative RNA demethylase activity.